Messenger RNA from Amphibalanus amphitrite, 2640 nucleotides. RefSeq names its product E3 ubiquitin-protein ligase HERC2-like. NCBI's taxonomy places the organism in Eukaryota, Metazoa, Arthropoda, Thecostraca, Balanomorpha, Balanidae. The record is from RefSeq and is a predicted model, not a curated record. The coding region runs from base 257 to 2233 and encodes 658 amino acids. The transcript has 7 exons.
UACCAGUGUUUUUUUUCUUAGUAUAGGCCAGGAUAGCUCUGUUAUCACAAAUAAGUACAACAUUCAGCUGCAAUAGAUCAAAAUAGUGUCAUUUAAAAUGGCACUUUAUUCAAUAAGUAUACCUAUUGAUUCAGUACCUACCUUUGAAAUGGUAGGGACAAUUGAUGUUUAAUUCAUUAUAACAGGAUGAAUGUCUGUUUUUUGUAUGUCUUGAGAUGCUGCCUUGGAGCUGCAUGAUUCUAUUUCUGUGACAGCCAUGGUGAUUCCUAGGAUUCAAAUAAGUGCAUGGGGAGCCAACUCCCAUGGACAGACUGGCACCAACAUUGACGCAGAGGAGCUUUACGAACCAACUCCCGUGCUCCUCUCGAACGAUCUCCAAAGCGCUCUCUCUUCACCCGAAACCGUCGCUCGCCUCGCCGCGAGCUUCCGCUCAAACCCGCCAGGUGGCAGCACCGAGUGUCCGCCAGAUGUCGCUAGUGUCGCGGUGACUGGAGGAGGGGGUCACUCGGUACUUCUGGUGAAUGGAAAGGUGUUCACGGCAGGGCUAAAUGAUGUCGGGCAGCUAGGGAGAGAGACUGAAGGUGCUACCGAUGGUGUAUUUCGACGAGUAGAGCUUGAUGAACCGGUCGUCUCCGUCGCCUGCGGCUGGGAUCAUACUGUCCUCCUGACCACCUCAGGUCAACUGCUGACCGCUGGAGGGAUCAAAUUCGGUCAGCAGGGCACCGGCUACAGCACCACCACCGCUACCAAAGCCAACGCCACCACCAAUGCUACCGUCAAAGCCAGUGCCAACAGUGCUUCACCUGGGCAUUCGGGCUUAUCUAACCUUCCCAGUCAUGGGAGCAACAGAUGUGGAUUUGUUCCACUGGUUCUCCCUCUAGAUCGGAACGGUGAUGUGAAAGGGAGUGAUGGAGGAACCAAUCAGAAGGCGAGUGGAGGAACGGUGACGUCAUCGGAUAAGGAAGUGACGUCACGUGAUGAAGAUGCUACAUCUGAGGUAAAUAAACAGUUAUUGCAGGGUAAAGCAACCUCAUUCAGUGAUGAAGUGACUCCACAAAAUGAAGCACCGACAUCACAAGAAACAGCCGAGACGUCUCGUGGAGAAGUUAUGACGUCACAACACGUUCGUGUGACGUCAGUGGCGGCUGGAUUACGUCACACCGUGGCAGUGACGUCAGACGGGCGGCUGUUCGUCUGGGGAGACAACAGUCGUGGGCAGCUUGGUGUCCCCGUUGAGAGGCUAAUAGCCUCUCCGCGGGCCCUGCCCACCCCGUCUGCCGUGUGUGGGGCGAGCUGUGGCCAGAGACAUACUAUGAUACUCUGUCGGUCGGAGUCUGACGGGUCCGAUACAGGAGGAAAACUGCAGCUCUACGGAAUGGGAGAUAACCGACGAGGUCAGAUAUGUGGCAAAAUCAUCCCCGCCACUCCCGGCUCCCCAUUGGUCAACACGACUGGUGACGUCACACCAGCACGGCUAGACGGCCCGUCAUUGGUCUGUCUGCCCGAUGACGUCAGCCCGACCCGGGUUCACUGCGGCUGGACUCAUACAAUAGUCGAGUGCGCCGACUCCCAUCUCCGCGGUUGGGGCCGAUCCGACUACAAUCAACUUAACAUCCCACGGUGCCCCAUCAGUUCUCUAGCCUGUGGCUCUGAACACUGUCUAUCUAUAACCAAGGAUGGACGAUUGUUGGCCUGGGGGUGGGAUGAACACGGGGCGGCGGCCGGUCAGCUGGGUAAAACGGUGAAGUCAGUGGAGGGGAAGGAUGUGACGUCAGUGGAGGAAAAGGGUGUGAUGGCACCGGAAGAAAGCAGUGUCACGUCAGUGAAAGGGGGUAGUGUAACAUCAAAAGAAGCUGAAUGUGUAACGUUGAAAGAAACCGGCGAUGUGACGACGUCUGUAAAAAUCGACAAAGAAGUGUCAGCGUCACAAACAGCAAAAGAAGUCGAUGAUUCAAUGUCACAAAAGUCAAAGAGUGACAACAAUUUGACGUCUCAAAAGUCAAAAGAGACCCACCACACAAUAUCAAACGACAAUCAUGAAUCCUCACAAAAGGCAAACAACGCUGAUCACCCGACCCCACAGAAGACAAGUCAGAUAUCUUCACCGGAGUCGAGUGCUAUGGACUCGCCCGAAUCCAAGAUAGUUGAUGUAACACCCUGGCUAAAGGGUAAAGUAGUGGCCGUUGGUGCGGGCUAUGGCUGCUCAUUUGUGGUUUGUUUAGUGGAUGAAUAGAGAAAGGAACUCAUGGAAUACUUGCUACCUUUUUUGUACCGAAGGGACAUCAUGCCCAAUUAAAGAUGCAAUCUAAAAAUGAAAUGUUUGCACUUAUUCACUGUGGAGCCAUGGGCAUGGAUGAUUGGCUAUGGCUAUUUGUUGCCAUUUUAUACUGUAGCUGUAUAAUGAUGAUAAGGGUUGAUAAGUAUUAAUGAUGAUAAGUGUUUAUGCAGUAGGUAAUCCUCGUUUGAGUGUGCACUGUGGUCCGAAAUGUGCGUCAUGAUUUAUAAUACAUCUUCUGCUGACCUGCGCCAAAAUGAGAACACAUACUGCAUACAUGGUGUCAGAUAGCAAAGUUUUGCAUCCUCCGAUAAUUGCUAUCUUUGAUGAUGUUUCAUCCGUUUGUAAAUAUAUUUUUGACAGUU